AUGUCUAGUGGAUCUAACAAUUCUGGGUUUGAUGGUUUUUUGCCUGGGAGAACUACCGCUACUCAGGCUAUAAAAGUUGAAGAAGGUGAAAUUAAUCCUUUUAACGGCAAACCAUAUAGUAAAAGAUAUCGUCAACUACUAGAAAACAGACGAAAGUUACCCGUACAUCAACAAAGACAAGAAUUUCUCGACUUAAUACAAAGUAAUCAAUUCAUAGUAUUUGUAGGCGAAACCGGCUCUGGAAAGACAACACAGAUUCCACAAUUUCUCUGUUACGAUUUACUUCCUCACAUAAAAAAGAAACAAAUAGCAUGCACUCAACCACGUAGGGUUGCCGCAAUGUCAGUAGCUCAACGUGUGGCAGACGAAAUGGAUUUCAAACUUGGUGAAGAAGUUGGUUAUAACAUACGUUUUGAAGAUUGUUCUGGCCCAAAAACCAUUCUUAAAUAUUUAACUGAUGGUAUGCUUCUACGCGAAGCAAUGAAUGAUCCAAAUUUAGAAAGAUACUCUGCUAUUAUUCUUGACGAAGCACAUGAACGCACAUUAGCGACUGAUAUUUUAAUGGGAUUGAUGAAAAAGAUAGUAAAAAAACGUAAAGAUUUAAAGGUUGUUGUAAUGAGUGCAACACUUGAUGCUGAAAAAUUCAAAGGAUAUUUCAAUAAUUCUCGAGUAUUGACUGUUCCUGGUAGAACAUUUCCGGUAGAAAUUUAUUAUACACCUCAACCAGAACGUGAUUAUUUGGAAGCUGCUAUUCGUACAGUUAUUCAAAUUCAUGUAUCUGAGGACCCUGGUGAUGUGCUAUUGUUUCUAACGGGAGAGGAAGAGAUUGAAAGUGCUUGUCAAAAGAUCAAAAAUGAAAUAGAUACUUUAUCAAAACAAGUUGAUCUAGGUCCUUUGAAAGUUCUUCCUCUCUAUUCUACUUUACCACCUCAACAGCAACAGCGUAUUUUUGAAGAUCCUCCCCAACCUCUUAAAAAAGAUGGAAAGGCUGGUCGUAAGGUUAUUGUCUCUACAAACAUUGCAGAAACUUCAUUAACCAUAGAUGGAAUUGUUUAUGUAGUUGAUCCUGGCUUUAGCAAACAAAAGGUUUACAAUCCUCGUAUUCGUGUUGAAUCACUACUUGUAAGUCCUAUUAGCAAGGCUUCUGCUCAGCAAAGAGCCGGUCGUGCUGGUCGUACACGUCCUGGAAAAUGCUUUCGUCUUUACACUGAGAAAGCAUUCAAAAAGGAAUUACAAGAACAGACAUAUCCAGAAAUUUUAAGAAGUAAUCUAGGUAGUGUUGUUCUCCAAUUAAAGAAAUUAGGCAUUGAUGAUCUAGUACAUUUUGACUUUAUGGAUCCUCCAGCUCCUGAAACUUUAAUGCGUGCACUGGAACUUUUAAAUUAUCUUGGCGCACUUGAUGAUGAGGGAGAACUUACUGCUGAUGGACAUUUAAUGGCAGAAUUUCCUCUCGAUCCUCAAUUAGCAAAAAUGUUGAUAGAAAGCCCUAAAUUUAAAUGUUCAAAUGAAAUUUUAUCAAUUGCUGCGCUUUUAUCAGUUCCUAAUGUGUUUGUGCGUCCAAGCGAUCUGAAGAAACAAGCUGAAGAAUCAAAAUCAAAAUUUGCCCACGCUGAAGGCGAUCACCUAACUUUAUUAAAUGUUUAUCAUGCUUACAAAACUAAUAGCGAUGACCCAAAUUGGUGCCGUGACAAUUUUCUUAGUUCUAGGUCUUUAAAAUCUGCUGAUAAUGUACGUCAACAACUUAAACGUAUUAUGGAACGAUGUGAUUCUGAUCUGGUCAGUACUCCAUUCGAAAACAAAAAUUAUUAUUCGAAUAUUAGGCAGGCUUUGACAGCAGGCUUCUUCAUGCAAGUAGCUCAUUUAGAGAAAUCUGGUCAUUAUUUAACAGUAAAAGAUAACCAAGUUGUGCAACUCCAUCCUUCUUCAACCCUUGGUCAUAAACCUGAGUGGGUCAUAUAUAACGAAUUUGUUCUUACCACUAAAAAUUAUAUACGUACUGUUACUGAAGUAAAAGCAGAAUG
This is a messenger RNA of Entrophospora candida, 2021 nucleotides long. The record is from the annotation of a GenBank genome assembly. Lineage: Eukaryota; Fungi; Glomeromycota; Glomeromycetes; Entrophosporales; Entrophosporaceae.